AUCAAGAUUCGCGCUCGGCCUCGGGCACGGCCAUGGCGGAGGUGAAGCUCUUCGGGGUGAGGAUAUGGGGCGAGGGAGGGGGAGGGGGAGGGGAGGAGGACGAGGACGAGGUGAUGCGGAAGAGCGCGAGCAUGGGGAAUCUCGCGUCCUGCGCCGGCGCCGGCGCCGGCGCCGCAGCCGGCGCCGCAGCCCCCGCCGUCGAUCACGCCGCCGACGGCCUUGAUCAUCUCGGCUACCACUCCGACUGCGGCAUCGUCGACGCCUCGCCGCUGCGGCAGAGGCGGAGGCGGCGGAGCCACGAGAGGAAGAGAGGGGUUCCAUGGACAGAGGAAGAACAUAGAACAUUCUUGGCCGGGCUGGAGAAGCUGGGCAAGGGCGACUGGAGAGGGAUCUCGAGGAACUUCGUGACCACACGAACUCCGACGCAGGUGGCCAGCCACGCCCAGAAGUACUUCCUCAGGCAAAACAACCCUAGCAAGAAGAAUCGCCGGUCUAGCCUCUUCGAUGUCGUGAUUCACGAUCAAUCUGUCAACUCUGAAACUCCACCAAUUUCUCCGAAGGAAGAGAUCAGCCAUCUUGACCUGGAACAGAACUCGAUCGUGGGAUCAACUCUCGUCGCAUCGACCCAGAUUGCAUCUCCAAGUCUAGAAACCUCCACAAUCUCGCCUCUAAUGACGAAGCUCACGUUGGACUUGUCUGCUGGCACGAAAGAUCAAGCCAUACCGAAGAAGUCCCCUCGAGUCGGCAAAUUUUUGGAUCGGACGAUCACAAUGUUCGAGGCCAGCUCAUCUCCUGAUCUCCUCAAAUUAUCCUUAGAUCACACACAUUACCCAAAUAAUUCCUCUUCAGAGUCUCUAUCAAGUGAGGGAAGUGAUUUGGAGCUCACCAUCGCGCCGCCGCAGCCACACAACCUGGCCAAACUGUCUAUAAGUGUGAUCUAAAUUCACCCAUUUAUAUCCAGUGCUGCUUCUUGCUAUGAGACAAGUCAUAUGUACCACUACUUUAUGGGUAAUGUUUCAGUUGAGAAUACAAGAGCUUCAUCCAAUCUAUAUGUGUGUAUGUA
Messenger RNA from Ananas comosus (pineapple), 1063 nucleotides. RefSeq names its product transcription factor MYB1R1-like. The record is from RefSeq and is a predicted model, not a curated record. Gene Ontology annotation, biological process: response to gibberellin; response to ethylene; response to auxin. Gene Ontology annotation, molecular function: DNA binding. The transcript has 5 exons. The coding region runs from base 33 to 941 and encodes 302 amino acids. Lineage: Eukaryota; Viridiplantae; Streptophyta; Magnoliopsida; Poales; Bromeliaceae.